Messenger RNA from Symbiodinium natans, 744 nucleotides. The record is from the annotation of a GenBank genome assembly. NCBI's taxonomy places the organism in Eukaryota, Dinophyceae, Suessiales, Symbiodiniaceae.
AUGAAGCGAUCCCUGUUGCGCGCUGCAGCAGAACCACUGAAGCUCUACCAGUAUGCUAUUUGUCCUUUUUGCAACAAGACAAAGGCAGCCCUGGACUUCCUGAAAGUGCCCUACGCAUCGGUGGAGGUAGACCCGCUGACGCGAUCACAGAUCAAGUUCUCGAAGGACUACAAGAAAGUGCCGAUCGCGGUGCUCUCUGGCGGGUCCGUGGUGGGUGGCUCCACUGAGAUCGUGGAUGCCGUCCUCCAGUCUGAGGCAUCCGCGCCUCAGGCUGCUGGUGUGGAUGCACAGCACUUCCUGAGCGAUGAGGCGCGCCACUGGAACAAAUGGUGUGAUGAGAAGUUUGCUGUGUGCGUCUACCCAAACAUCACUCGCAGCGUCUCCGAAUGCUGGCAGGCCCUGGGAUACCUGCAGCGGUGUCCGGAAUUUUCGAUGCCACGAGCUUUGGCGACCCGAGCGCUGGGAGCCGUAGGCAUGGCAGCCGCCCAUGGAAAGAUCAAGAAGAAAUACAACAUGGAUGACGAGCGCGGAGCACUCUUCACUGCUGUAGAUGCCUGGACCGCCGAGGUGGGUACCAAGGAGUUCCGAGGUGGAGAGAAGCCUGAUCUGUCGGACUUGGCAGUGUUCGGAUGUAUUCGCGGUAUCUCCGACCUUCCGCUGUAUUCAGAGAUGACACAGCACAAGGAAUUUGGGCCUUGGUUCAACCGAGUUGCCGAUGCUUUGAAAGCAAAGCUUGCAGAAUGA